UGCUUGCAUUUAAUUUGCAGGUUCACAGGCUGUUGUUAGCUAUAUUCUGGAAAAAGAGUUGCCAUCAAUGUCAUUUUCAUUAGUGGCUGAAGAGGAUUCAGAAGACCUCCGCAAAGAAGAAGCCCAGGGUACACUAAAGCGCAUAACAGAGCUUGUGAAUGAAACCCUUGCUAGUGAUGGAAUGGCAGAUAUGAUGCCUUUGUCUGAGGAAGAUGUACUUGUUGCCAUCGACAGUGGAAAAUCUGAAGGCGGUCCUCAUGGUCAGCACUGGGUUUUGGAUCCUAUUGAUGGCACCAAAGGGUGAGUUCGUAGAUUGAACUAAAUUU
This is a messenger RNA of Olea europaea var. sylvestris, 326 nucleotides long. RefSeq names its product 3'(2'),5'-bisphosphate nucleotidase-like. The transcript is spliced from 2 exons. NCBI's taxonomy places the organism in Eukaryota, Viridiplantae, Streptophyta, Magnoliopsida, Lamiales, Oleaceae. Bases 68 to 304 code for a protein of 78 amino acids. Gene Ontology annotation, biological process: sulfate assimilation. Gene Ontology annotation, molecular function: 3'(2'),5'-bisphosphate nucleotidase activity. The record is from RefSeq and is a predicted model, not a curated record.